GGAAGCGACCUCAAGACGGCAUUCGGAAACCCAUAUUAAUCGACUAAGCAUGAUUCCCUCCUCUUCUGGAGGCAGUGGAGUUCCCCAUCGUCUCCUGAAUUUAGAGUCUGGGAACUUGUCCUCAUCGUCUUCUACCAGCUCUCCUCCGCCCGGGAAUCAUCACCGCCAACCAACAGUUGAGGAAGAUGGCGAUGGCCGUGAUUCACCAAGUACGCGAAGUCAGAGCCACAGUGUCCCAUUAAGCGAAUCGGGAGAUCGUAUAAACAGGUUCACCAUUCCAUACAUUAUUUCCGGGGCCCUCACUCUGUCGUUCGGCCGUCUAACCCUCUUCGCAGAAUAACUUUCAAGCGUCGGCAGAGAGGGUCUUCGUCUCGCUAUUCACUCUUCUCAGUGGGAACACCGUCAGCUGCUACAACUCCAUCUCUCCUCCCACCGGAGCCAGCGUACAGCCCAUACUCCUCUGGAACCAACCUCGAUCAACUCCAUCAUCCAGAACCGGGCCAAAAAGACCUGACACAGUCGGCCUUAGACCCUUGGUCAUCUGAAGGCCCCGGACGACGGGUUUAUGAUGAUCUUACGGCUAUAGAUUGGAUAUUCGAAUACACAAAAGAGCGGAUACGCACUCGGGCGCUUCUCCGGCGCGGGGGGGUGCUAGGACACAUUGUGCAAUUAUGGGAUUCGAGUCAGGUGUGGAUUGUGUUAAUAGGCACAGGGCUGGCGGCUGGACUACUGGCGGCAGGUAUUGACAUCGUAACGAACUGGUUGGGGGAUUUGAAGCACGGCUAUUGCAACUCGCAUUUUUACUUAAGCCGAGAGUUCUGCUGCUUGGGGCUUGAGCGUAGGUUUCCUGAUAUUACACUGGGAACAAAUGGCGGUAAAGACUGAUUUUUGGCCUCCGCAGCAAGCGACAAGUGCAUUAAUUGGAUUCCGUGGAGUCAAGCGCUGGGAGUGACAGGCUCCAAAGCUGGCAGUUAUAUCAUCGAAUAUUUGUUCUAUAUCACGUUCUCCGUACCGACUCCACCACUGACGCCAAUACGCUCUAUCCAUUUUUCUAACCAUUAUCUUCACACAGAUUGUCUUUGCAGCAAUCGCAAGUCUCUUGGUCACGAAAUAUGCCAUGUACGCGCGUCAUAGUGGAAUUCCAGAGAUCAAGACUGUCCUCGGGGGUUUCGUUAUCCGACGAUUCAUGGGAACCUGGACAUUAAUUAUCAAAUCCCUCGGCUUGGUGAGCCUGCGCAUCCCCGCAUGAACAAAAAAUUCUAACGUUAUGAUAUACCAGUGCUUGGCCGUUGCCUCCGGCCUAUGGUUGGGUAAAGAAGGUCCUUUAGUUCACGUUGCAUGCUGCUGUGCCAAUCUACUCAUGAAAUUGUUUUAUGCGCUGAGGAAAAAUGAAGGUAGAAACCCGCAUUCAGAACAACACCUUUGGCACAGGACUAAUAUCUGUGAACAGCCCGAAAACGUGAGGUCCUCUCCGCCGCCUCUGCAGCCGGGAUCUCAGUUGCCUUUGGAUCACCAAUCGGAGGUGUGCUAUUCAGCCUGGAACAAUUAUCAUACUACUUUCCAGAUAAGACAAUGUGGCAGUCCUUCGUCUGCGCCAUGGUAGCUGCCGUAACAUUACAACUCAUGAACCCAUUCCGGACUGGCAAACUGGUCUUGUAUCAAGUGAAGUACACUCGCGGCUGGCACGGCUUUGAAAUGGUCCCGUUUGCCAUCCUCGGGGUUCUGGGGGUUCGUUUUGUCUCAAACUGCCGCAGAUACCACGUGGGUGUUUUAUGCUAACAAGUAAUAGGGCCUCUACGGAGCCUUUUUUAUAAAACUAAAUAUGAAAAUUGCCGGGUGGAGGAAAGAAUCUAGGUUUAAGAAAUACCCCGUAGCGGAGGUGGUAACUGUCGCGGUAGUCACCGCGAUAAUAAACUUUCCAAUAACCUUCAUGAAGUGCCUCUCCCUCCCUCCCCUUUCUAUCUCCACUAGCUGACCCCACAAAGGCCCCAAUCCUCAGAACUAGUAGCGAACCUUUUCCAAGAAUGCUCCCCCAAAACUGACGACUUCCUAAACCUGUGCAGCCACGGCAAAGCCGCCGGGCCAAUCCUUCUUCUCCUGCUCUCAUCGCUGCUAGUAAUGCUUCUAGCCUCAGCCACCUUCGGUCUGCAGAUCCCCGCGGGGAUAAUCCUCCCAUCAAUGGCUAUUGGCGCACUCUACGGGCGCGCAAUGGGAAUGGUAGUCCAAGCCUGGCAACGCAACCAUCCACGCAGCUGGAUAUUCACCUCUUGCGAUCCCGACAUCGAGUGCGUGACACCCGGGGUAUUCGCCAUCAUCGGUGCAGCCUCCGCCCUCGGCGGGGUAACUCGAAUGACGGUCUCCAUCGUCGUGAUAAUGUUUGAACUGACGGGAGCGCUGACCUACGUCCUACCAAUCAUGAUAGCAGUGAUGAUAUCGAAGUGGGUCGGCGACGCGUUCGGUAAGCGCGGCAUCUACGAAUCCUGGAUCCAGUUCAAAGAAUACCCGUUCUUGGAUAACCGCGAUGAUCCGGUUCCCGAUAUUCCUGUUAGAGAGGUCAUGACCAGGAUUGAAGAUCUGGUGGUUAUCACAGAGACAGGACAUACUAUUGAUUCCCUGGAGGGUAUUUUGGCAAGCCAGCCGUAUAAAGGAUUUCCCGUCGUUAGCGACACUCGCCAGGCUGGGCUAGUGGGGUACAUCUCGAGAUCGGAAUUGCGAUUCGCGCUGGAUCAAGCACGGACUCGCGGUGCCAGCGGUGAUACGGAGUGCUUGUUUACGGCGCCACGCAGCGUUAUCGAGGGAGAUUACUUGGACUUGCGGCCCUGGAUGGACCAAACUCCUAUUACCCUCUCGCCAAAAAGCAGUCUCAUGCUUGUGGCAAAUCUUUUCCAGAAGUUGGGGUUGAGAUAUGUGCUCUUUGCCACGCAUGGGUUACUCCAGGGCGUGCUCACCAAGAAGGAUGUUUACUUUGUGCUCAAUGCUGAGGAGGGCGCUGCCGGGGUUGCCGGGAGGCUGUCCGGUAUUGGAGAGGGCAGAGAGGGGAGGAGGUUGUUGGGGGGCGAUCUGGAGAGUGAGGCUGAGGAGGGGGAUGAUGAGGUUGGGUUGUUGGGGGAGGAGAGUGACGGGCUGUAGGAGAAGGUCUAGCGUGUUCUGUCUCCUCCACGAUAUAUGUACUUUACGACCGGGAUUUGGUGGGAGUUUUUGGGUUAUUCAUUUGAACAGAUUGUAGAUACAUGUGAGGAAUCUCAAGGAUGCUCGAUCGGUUGGGGUUCAAGUUCUUUCUGGG
This is a messenger RNA of Tuber aestivum (summer truffle), 3283 nucleotides long. The record is from the annotation of a GenBank genome assembly. NCBI's taxonomy places the organism in Eukaryota, Fungi, Ascomycota, Pezizomycetes, Pezizales, Tuberaceae.